AUGUUGGGGUUUUCGAUCAAGACAACAAGACAAGCCAUGUCCAUCACCUACACCUUUGAAGGGGACUUCUCUGACUACAAUGAAACCUACCAACUCGACCUGAAUCCAAAGACAUUCGAAUGUAUUCCAAAACCUCUAGAACCUACAGCAGCUCUGGUUUCUUCUCUAAUCCUCAUAGCUAACUUUUUACUAGCCAUCCCAGGAAAUCUGCUGGUGGGUUGGGUGAUCAGCUCCAGCAGACGGGUUCUGACCUCAUCAGAUGUGUACUUGUUUCACCUGACAGUGGCAGAUGGAUUGAUGGCCGUGACGCUCCCAUUCUUUGCAGUCGCUCUUGUUAAGGGAUGGCUCUUUGGUGACUUUAUGUGCAAGUUCCUCAACCUCAUUAUUGAAGCAAAUUUCUACACCAGCAUAAUCUUUUUGGCCUGCAUAAGCGUUGAUAGGUAUCUUGUGAUUGUGCACGCAAAUGAGAGCCACUGGAGUAAAAAGAAGGAGUGCAGCAGGAUCCUCUGUGCAGCGGUCUGGGCUCUUGGUUGGGCCCUCGCCCUGCCUGCCCUUUUUAACGAUGCUGUCAAAUUCAACGACGACUCGGAAAGGUUCAUAUGUACCGAAAGCUUUGACGUGGGGAGCAUUACCAGUUGGAAGCUUGCCACCGGUGGGUUUCGCCACAUCUUCGGCUUUCUGAUCCCACUGGCUGUCAUGAUAUCCUGUUACAGCAUCACGGUCGUGAGGCUGUUGAACACUCGUGGUUUCCGGAAGCACCGGGCCAUGCGGGUGAUCAUAGCCGUGGUGAUUGCAUUCCUGCUGUGCUGGGGGCCGUACCACAUAACCAUGAUGAUUGAUACGCUGAUGAGAGCCGACCUGAUACCGUUUGGCUGUGGCAUGAGGAGGUCGGUGACCUUAGCUCUGAACAUUACCAACACCAUUGCUCUUCUACACAGCUCCAUAAACCCUUUCUUGUAUGCCUUCGUGGGAGAAAAGUUCAGGAAGAAAAUGAUGCUUCUCAUACAGAAGAAACUAAGACCGGAGAGAUUAUCAGGGUCUAAGUCCAGCAGGUCGACUUCUCAGACCUCAAGGGAAAAUGGAACAUUCAUUUAAUGAUUUCAGUACCUAAACUCAUAUGUUUGUAGCAUAAAAAAUAACAAAGCAAAAAAAUACAUCUGUUGCUCUGAUAGAAAAAGAAGACAGAUGGUUUGAGAGGGGUGUGAAGAAAGCCAUCUAAGUUAAGAAAGAAAAACAUACAACUUAGUGAUAGUGUUGAUUCCUUCCCGCUAUCAUCGCAACCCCCACCUCAUUCAGGAGAGCAGAACAUCUCGCCUGUUCAUCCAGGCCAACAAUUCCCCCUAACAAACCCCUUUCAGAGACAUAGACCAGUAUUGGGUAUUGCAGGCUAACAAAUAACCAAAAUGACUGCCCAUUCCUAAGGGGCAGACCCA
Molecule: messenger RNA, 1433 nt
Organism: Cyprinodon variegatus (sheepshead minnow)
Lineage: Eukaryota; Metazoa; Chordata; Actinopteri; Cyprinodontiformes; Cyprinodontidae
Product: C-X-C chemokine receptor type 2-like
Exons: 2
Coding region: 1-1095 (364 amino acids)
Biological process (GO): G protein-coupled receptor signaling pathway; immune response; neutrophil chemotaxis
Cellular component (GO): membrane
Molecular function (GO): C-X-C chemokine receptor activity
Source: RefSeq, a predicted model, not a curated record